This is a messenger RNA of Paramacrobiotus metropolitanus, 1928 nucleotides long. Its product is annotated as protein O-glucosyltransferase 1-like. The record is from RefSeq and is a predicted model, not a curated record. Gene Ontology annotation, cellular component: endomembrane system. The coding region runs from base 413 to 1762 and encodes 449 amino acids. Gene Ontology annotation, biological process: protein O-linked glycosylation; positive regulation of Notch signaling pathway. Lineage: Eukaryota; Metazoa; Tardigrada; Eutardigrada; Parachela; Macrobiotidae. The transcript is spliced from 4 exons. Gene Ontology annotation, molecular function: UDP-glucosyltransferase activity; UDP-xylosyltransferase activity.
CUGCUCGUUUGAGUUGUUUGUCUAUCCCGCAAAGGUUAUUCCGGUUCGCUAUCUAUGCUGUGAUUGCUAUCACAUUUCGUCAUAAAAAAUAAGUACAGUUCAAAUAGUUACAGCAACUGAAAUAAUCCUUGCAAGUAACUUCGCCUUGAAUUAAAAUUUCAGGGUUUUGUAAGCUGGAAAAACUAGCCGUUUGUGCUUACACGUUUGUGCUUUGCGGUGCUUUCAUCUUGUGGGGGGCAGUUACCGACUACCAUACAAAAUUUCUCGCGCCGAAGUCCGAGUAAGUUCCUAGUUCCAUUUUUUGUUUUCCUAUUAAUCUGGGACGUACAUCAACUGCGAUACACUGGGCGGUCAUUGCAAUUAAAAGAAGGAUUCUGAUAAUCUUAUCUCAUCACAGGAAAGCAGAUGCAAGAUGCCUGGCCUUGCCACCCACGCGGAACUAUUUUGCAAAAACCUUGUUUGCAUUUUCUUGUUUAUUUUGGUAGCACUUGCUCCUUUAACAUCAAGUACUGAAGUUCGCUCAGAAUCUGGAUCUUCUGAAUUUUGUUCUGCUGGUAACGGAGAGGGGGAUUGCAGUAUCAAUUCAGGGAGGGUUCUGUCACUAGAACUUCUCGAUGAGCGCGAUUUGGCGGAGACAACUCCUGGAGAUACUGGCACUGGCGCAAGUUCGACAACAAGCGACAAAUGGAGCGUUUAUCGCAAACUCGUAUCUGAAGCUCUGGAAGCUUACAGGCCCUGCUCAACAGAUAAAGAAUCCAACGUGCGUGUAUGUUAUCGCCGCGCUUUAAAGAAAGAUCUGGAACCCUUUGCCGACGGCAUUUCAAGAGAUGCAUUCCUGUCCGUUCUUGAUCAUGGUACCGUGUACCAGAUUAUUAACAAUCGACUUUAUCGGCAGCGUGAUUGCUUGUUUCCCUCUCGGUGUUCUGGGAUUGAGCAUUUUCUGCUAAAAUUAUUAAAAGAUUUGCCAGAUACGGAAAUGGUUGUUAAUGUGCGAGACUAUCCUCAGGCGUAUGCCAAUCAUGCCGCUGCUGCACCUGUGUUUUCCUUCAGCAAAUCGUCGGUCUUCGAUGACAUUCUGUAUCCGGCGUGGACAUUUUGGGAAGGUGGUCCCGCCAUAAUGUUGUAUCCACAAGGAUUGGGGCGAUGGGAUCUUAUGCGCGACCGCCUCUUGCAGAGCGCUGAUGCGCAUCCGUGGGAAAAGAAAACUCCCGUGGGCUUUUUCCGGGGAUCUCGCACGAGUGCCGAUCGUGAUCCGCUGGUAUUGCUAUCCCGUCAACAGCCUGGUUUGGUUGACGCGGCGUACACAAAGAAUCAAGCAUGGCGUUCAGAAGAUGAUACGCUGGGAUUGCCUCCAGCGGACGAAGUUUCGUUGGAAGAUCACUGCCAGUACAAAUACUUAUUUAAUUUCCGAGGCGUGGCGGCUAGUUUUCGUUUGAAGCAUUUGUUUCUGUGCGAUGCCGUGGUUCUGAAUGUGGAAUCUGACUGGGUUGAAUUUUUUUACGAUGAACUGAAACCAUGGGUACACUAUAUACCGGUUAGGAAAGAUCUUUCUGAUGUGCAGAUAAUAUUGGAUCUUCUCCGAGCCAACGAUGAUUUAGCUCGGCAGAUUGCAAGCAGAGGAAAAGAAUUUGUGUUUAGACAUCUUUCGUUGACAAAUGUCGAAGAUUAUUGGAAGGAUUUAUUAACGGAGUAUUCGAAACUCCUUCGCUACGCUGUGGUAAAACGACCUGAUGUGUAUGAAAUCAAGAAUACCGCUUCCUAGUUCUGGAAAUAGCGACAAUGUUUCGAAACCCGUUUUCGCAUGUGAUUUUAUUAAACAAACCAUGUGUUUAAGUGUAUAAAUGUAGGUGUCUGUAUGAUUGCAAUUCUGUCGUUUUCCAUUAAGCCAACAUAUGUUUGUGCUGCUCUCAUAAAACCUUACGAGUGGA